This is a messenger RNA of Pyrus x bretschneideri (Chinese white pear), 695 nucleotides long. RefSeq lists its product as uncharacterized. The record is from RefSeq and is a predicted model, not a curated record. NCBI's taxonomy places the organism in Eukaryota, Viridiplantae, Streptophyta, Magnoliopsida, Rosales, Rosaceae. The coding region runs from base 153 to 539 and encodes 128 amino acids. The transcript has a single exon.
UUUUCAGAAUUUAGAAUUAGAAACCCACCCACCGCCACCGCGCAAACCCAAAGCAUUACAAAUAUGCCCACCCCCACCACCAAACUCAAUCAUCCAUUCUUCCCGUUCAAUACCGAACACUUCCUCUCUUAACUCUCUCAACGUUUUGUUUAAUGGGCGCCGUCUCCGUCGCCAACGCCAUCGCCUGCCGUGACGGCGACCACAAUAACAAAGAGAACAUCCCUCCAACUCCAACUCCAACUCCAAUUCCGUUGUCUGCAACUGCAAAGGCAAAGGUGACCAACGCAGUUUCUGAGGAUAGCAAGAAAUGUAAUAAAAUGAGGCUGAGGAGGAGGCGGAUGAGGAAGCCUCUUGCCGACAUUACCAACCUCUAUAUCUUCACCAAUUCGGUUCAAUUGCCAUGCCGGACAUCUCUUUCUUUGUCUUCCUCCUCCGUCUCCAUCUCCGUCUCCACAUCCGCCUCAAUUUCUACAAAAAGAAAGUCUCUUCUUCCAGUCGCCGGCCCCAACUCCAAGUCUCUGAGGAUGGGUUUCAGAUAAUGAACUUUGCCUGUGUCACUAUAUCACUGUGUUUCUUACAAAUUUUCCUUCUUUUUCUUGUUUCUAUACUCACAAUUGUUAUGCUCUGGAAAUAUAAUCAAAUUUCCAAGGAAAUAUAAUUUAUACAAAGAAAGAAAUGCAGUUUGUCAUUUCCCA